Telopea speciosissima is the source of this 558-nucleotide messenger RNA. RefSeq lists its product as uncharacterized. The transcript has a single exon. Bases 1 to 558 code for a protein of 185 amino acids. The record is from RefSeq and is a predicted model, not a curated record. Lineage: Eukaryota; Viridiplantae; Streptophyta; Magnoliopsida; Proteales; Proteaceae.
AUGUCUGCUGAAACGAUCACCACCUCACCCUCCCUUGAUCUGUCGUCUCCUUACCACCUCCACCACUCAGACAACCCCGGCACCGUCCUUGUUUCUACACCUCUUAAUGGUGACAAUUACCCAACUUGGCGUCGCGCCAUGCGCAUGGCCCUAUUCGCCAAAAAUAAGAUGAUGUUUGUCGACGGCACCCUUCCCCGUCCUACGUCUCCACCCUCUGCGAUUCAAGUUUGGGAUCGCUACAACUUCAUGGUGCUCUCUUGGAUCUUAAACGUCCUUCAUCACACCAUUGCCGAUAGCGUUAUCUACUCUGAAACCGCUUCCUCAGUAUGGCAGGACCUUGAGGAACGUUUUUCCAGGAGCAAUGCGCCUCGAGUCUUUCAUCUGAAGCGUUCUAUUGCUACUGUUCAACAAGGGACCGAUUCCCUAUCUGCUUACUUCACCCGGCUGAAGAUUCUCUGGGACGAGCUUGCCUCAUACAUCGUCAUUCCCACCUGCUCAUGUGGUGCUCCUUUCAAUUUUAGUACGGUUAACCAACAAGAGAAGGUGUAUCAAUUUUAA